AAGGCCUACGGACACCGAUGAGAUACGAGAUAUUUUGUCACCACCCGCGAGAAUGGCGACUGAAGAAUGUCAGAAAGGCAUAAGUGGUGGACAUAGAGUGAUGCAAUUCGGAAUGUACUACAUAUGCCAGCCUAACCUUUCCAGCAAGGUAUUUCAAAACUAUGUUUUCCCUCUGCGUAAAUCAUUCUGGAGUCUCCAAAGGAUUCCUGAAGAAGGCAUGCAGAACUGAAGCAAGUUUUUAACCAUGGUCUGAAAUUAUGAACAAAUCAGGCUAUAGAUAGUCGAACUCAAAUGCAUAUGUUUUUUUCCUUUUUUUCUCUUAGAUUAUUAAUGUGGGGUUUUCUGUAAUGAAGUUAUUAGUUAUUAUAAUGUCCCAUCAAUUGUCGUAGGCUAUUUUGUGUUAUGAUAUGGACAUUCUAUAAAAUGUUAUUACUUUAGAUUAGCCUAUUUCAUUGCUUUGAUGUCGGCAGGAGGCAGUGGCAUUUUGACAAAUUAUUCUAAUUAUCCUUGACCGCAUCAGUGGGGCAAUGCGUGAGUAUAAAGUCGUGGUCCUCGGCAGCGGAGGUGUCGGCAAGUCUGCUCUCACCGUGCAAUUUGUGACCGGAACCUUCAUAGAGAAGUAUGACCCGACAAUUGAAGAUUUUUAUCGAAAGGAGAUCGAGGUGGAUUCCUCCCCGUCGGUGCUGGAGAUUCUGGACACUGCUGGGACAGAGCAGUUUGCUUCUAUGAGAGACCUUUACAUCAAGAACGGCCAGGGCUUCAUACUAGUCUACAGUCUGGUCAACCAACAGAGUUUCCAAGACAUCAAGCCAAUGAGAGAUCAGAUCAUCAGAGUUAAAAGGUGAUUUCUGAGUUUGA
Messenger RNA from Coregonus clupeaformis (lake whitefish), 858 nucleotides. Its product is annotated as ras-related protein Rap-2a-like. The transcript has a single exon. Gene Ontology annotation, biological process: negative regulation of cell migration; Rap protein signal transduction. The record is from RefSeq and is a predicted model, not a curated record. Gene Ontology annotation, molecular function: GTPase activity; GDP binding; GTP binding. The coding region runs from base 528 to 845 and encodes 105 amino acids. Gene Ontology annotation, cellular component: plasma membrane. Lineage: Eukaryota; Metazoa; Chordata; Actinopteri; Salmoniformes; Salmonidae.